AUGUCGUCUGAAGCAAAAACUGAAACGGCGGUCGUCGAGCCCGACGUGGGUGGCAAGACGGCCGACGCAGGCGCCACCAAAGUCGACGGCUCUGGCGCCGGCUCGGAACUCGAAGUCGUGUGGACAAACCAAGGCACGGAUCCUGGACUGGCGGCCAUGGUUGCACAGAUGUCUCCCGAGAGACGGGCCCAGGUCGAGAAAAAGCUGAAGAGGAAGCUGGACUUGGUCUUGUUCCCGACCUUGUUGGCUUUCUACAUUCUCAACUAUAUCGAUCGAAAUGCUCUAGGAUUUACAAAGAUUGUUGGUAUCCAAAAAGACCUCAAUCUCACCAGCACCCAAUUCGCAACUUGUCUCUCCAUUCUCUACGUGGGAUACUGCCUCUUUCAAGUUCCCUCCAAUCUCAUGCUGUCCAAAUCCAAGCCGUCGCUCUACUUGCCCUUCUGGAUGGGAAUCUGGGCCAUAGUAUCUGGCUGCGCGGCCGCCGUGCAGGGCUAUACUGGCCUGGUCACCGUCCGAUUCUUCCUCGGGAUUGUUGAAGCCCCGUUUUUCCCUGGUGCAGUCUUUCUGCUUUCCUCUUGGUAUACAAGGAAAGAGAUGGCCAUGAGAUGUGCCAUUCUCUUCGGCGGAAACAUGCUCAGCAAUGCCUUCGGAAGCUUGAUUGCCCUAGGAGUCACUACCGACCUCAAUGGCGCGCACGGGCUCGAAAGCUGGCGCUGGCUCUUCAUCAUCGAAGCCUGCAUGACCUUUGGCUUCGCCAUCAUCGCCGUCUUCCUGCUUCCAAACUACCCGCACAACACACGUUGGCUCAAGGGCGAGGAACGCGCCAUCGCAAUCUGGCGCCUGAUCGAGGACGUCGGCGUGGUGGAUGAUUCCCAAUCGGACAAUGUCACCAUGUGGCAGGGCUUUGUUCUGGCCGUCAAAGACUACAAGACUUGGUUUUUGGUGUGGAACCAUAUCUUCUUGACUGUGGGCGCGGGUAUUGUCGUCUUCUAUCCUACCGUUGUCGGCACGCUAGGUUUCUCCAGAGAGGUGACAUAUGCUCUGAUCGUGCCACCAUACCUUCUCGCGUUCGCCACCAGCGUCUAUGGAUGUCAUCACGCAGACAUCAAGAAGGAACGCACAUGGCACAUGCUGGGCUCGAUCGGCAUCACUUGUGUUGGACUGAUCAUCCUGGCCAGUUCUCUCAACACCGGUGCCCGGUAUUUCUCGCUGUUCCUGGUCACUUGCUCGGUCUACAUCGCCUUUGACUGUAAUCUGGCAUGGUAA
Molecule: messenger RNA, 1266 nt
Organism: Capronia epimyces CBS 606.96
Lineage: Eukaryota; Fungi; Ascomycota; Eurotiomycetes; Chaetothyriales; Herpotrichiellaceae
Exons: 8
Coding region: 1-1266 (421 amino acids)
Biological process (GO): transmembrane transport
Cellular component (GO): membrane
Molecular function (GO): transmembrane transporter activity
Source: RefSeq, a predicted model, not a curated record